Messenger RNA from Anisakis simplex (herring worm), 408 nucleotides. NCBI's taxonomy places the organism in Eukaryota, Metazoa, Nematoda, Chromadorea, Rhabditida, Anisakidae. The record is from the annotation of a GenBank genome assembly.
AUGUUGGCGGCUGUGUUUAUUGCCGAAACUGUGCCGGACUUUGGCCCUUUAAUGAGUAUCGUCGGUGGAUCGACGAUGUCGUUGACAUCGCUCAUAUUCCCGUGUUUCUUCUAUUUGUAUUUAGUGGUCAUUGAUAAACGCACACCUGAAAAGAACACUGGCGACAACUAUGAAAUUCCCAUGAUCGGCACCAUCGGCGGUUUUUGUGCCACCUAUUCAGGUGUGCGUGACUUAUUGACCACGAAUUUCUCACCGCCUUGCUAUGUGCUACCGUUCAAAACCAACGUAACAACGCUGAUUGAUUCGCGUACACAUACGAACUGUUGUGGUGUUGGACAAAAUAUUUCUGUGAAUGGAAAUGCGGCCGAAGUUUGCAGUCCAUUUUUGGACUACUAUAGCCAAUUCUAA